AUGAAUCGUCAGUCGAAAUGGAAUAAUAACAUCGGGGUUAGAUCAUUUACACCCGAGGAAGAUCCAAAAGAUUCUCCUACUUUAGACAUUGCAGAGUUUGCUGGAGAAGAUUUUAAACCUGAAAUAUAUAUUCAAAAAGCCUUGGCAAAUGCCACCGAAGAUGAUGUGAGGGCAUUUUUAGAUUCGCUUCGAGAAUCUAAAGAAUUAGCCUCUAUCGAUCUUCAGAGAAAUGUGUAUAAAAACUAUAAUGAAUUCUUAGAAAGUGAUAUGUUAGUAUUGCGAGGAUUAUUAAAUAAAUUACAAGUCGUUAGCGACAAUUUGAGAGAUGAUAGUUCCGAGUCUAUAAACGUUGGGUCCGCGUCAUCUGUGACUUCUGAGCCUAUUGUACAUAGAGGGCGAAAGCCAACCACAAAUAACGCGUCAGAUAUGCAGUCAAUUUGGAAAGCACAAAUUCAGGCACUCUGGGAUGGUGUGGAAGGUGCACAGAAUUUCGUCCCAUUGGAACAUGGUCGUCAUAUUAUUCGCGAAUUUUCAAAUUUUGUCGAAAUUAGUAUGAAUACUAAUAAGCCGAAACAUGCUGUUCAUCUUUUUUUACUUAACGAUUGUUUAUUAAUUGCCGUAAAAAAAAAAAGGCAAUUAACAAAAGAUACAACAAAAAUUAGACUAGUAGCCGAUCGUUGUUGGUCUUUAGAUGAUGUUAGUUUAAUAGAUGUAAAAGAUACUGAUGGAUCUAAGAAUUUUAUCAAAAUCUUAAAACAUCCAACCGAUCAAUUUAUUUUUCAAAGUAGUAAUGCUGAGGAAAAAAAAAAUUUGUUCAACAUGACUAAACGUGCUACAGACGAGAUGAUGUCCGCAAAAGCUGUAAGGCAUGCUGAUUCAGUAAUUAAUGCUCAAAAUAAUCAACAACAGCUCACUCCACUUAUAAGAUCUCUUUCGCGGAGAGGUCGUAAUGCUUUAUCAUCAUCAUUACGUAACCAAAAAAACCCAUCCUCAAAAAUAUCGGCCAAAUCUCCUAGAGAACUUUCAUUCAAUGAUUUACGUGACAUAGAGGAUUUGGCUGACCAAUUAGAUGUGCAAAUUGCUACAAGAGAAUUUGAUGAAGCCGUAGAAAAUAUUGAAAAAGCUAAAGCUGCAUUAACAAAUGUAUCUGCAGAUGCCACUAGGUUGGAAUCUAUCCGGGUAAAAAUGGAGGAUAGAGUGGUGCGACUUUCAUAUGCAAUUAGUCGAGAUUUGACUAAUCCUAAUGUGAAAAAGACUCAGGUACAAAAAUGUGUUAAAUGGCUAUCACGUCUCGGUUAUGGUGAACAGGCUCGAGAAUUAUUUCUGUCCGCUAGAACAAAUAAUAUUCGAAUAAGGACAAAGCAGUUGAAAUUUGAAGGCGACAUACCUCAAUAUAUCAAUGAACUAUCACUAGUAUAUUUUACUUUAAUUAAAAAUACGUGUGAUUGGUACAGUGCUGCAUUUAAAGACAUAAAAAUGGCAUCAGGUCUUGUUAAAUGGGCAAAAGAAGAAGUAGAACAUUAUGCAAGUAUGUUCCAACGUCAAGUAUAUAGCCCCCAUAAUCGUGAAGAUAAAAUUUUGCGAGAAGUCGGUUUAGACCUUAAAUUUUUAUUAGAUACUCUCUUGCAAUCCGAUAUAUCGAAUGCUGCAAAUAAUGCAUCUCAAAGUCUUUCGGGACUAACAGAAGAGGAAGAAGAUUUAUUGGAUUCUUAUGGUGCAUAG
Molecule: messenger RNA, 1722 nt
Organism: Dentiscutata erythropus
Lineage: Eukaryota; Fungi; Glomeromycota; Glomeromycetes; Diversisporales; Gigasporaceae
Source: the annotation of a GenBank genome assembly